Molecule: messenger RNA, 705 nt
Organism: Mesorhabditis spiculigera
Lineage: Eukaryota; Metazoa; Nematoda; Chromadorea; Rhabditida; Rhabditidae
Source: the annotation of a GenBank genome assembly
AUGUCGCUCCUUUUCAGUUUUCUGAUUAGCGUGUGCGGGGCCGAUGAAAUUCUGGAUCGUAGUGAUUGGCCGCAUCAUGUGAGUAAAAUCGUUCGUGGAGACAGGAAGUCGAUCACCAACUUUCCGUAUAUGGCUUCGGUAGGAGCGUUCAACUCGACGUCCCAAGUCGUCACCACUCACUGGUGCGGUGCUUCGAUCAUCGACCAUGAAUGGCUCCUGACCGCUGCCCAUUGUUUCCAAAAUCUCACACAGGCUGACUGGCAGCAAAGAGGCGCGCUGGUCGGAUCCGACUAUGUCGAAGGAAUCCCCGACGCCGGAGCGCAAAUGCUCCCUAUCGCGAAUGGUUAUGUGCACGAAGAUCGUAACAAUGACAUCUGCCUCAUCAAGGGAUGGGGAGAAACUCGACAAGAUUCGGGUCCGCGUAAGCCGUUGAUGGGUUUUGUGAUGCGAUCAAUUCCAAAAGCGGACUGCGUGUAUCCAAGGGGACUCUGCUUCAUCGAUGUCCGAAACGAUGCCACCGCGUGUUAUGGUGAUUCUGGCAGUCCGGUCGCCUACUAUGACAGCAAACGCCGCAAAUACGUGCAAGUAAGCGCGCUGCGUGGCAUUACCCCAGGAUGUGGAGCACCUACCACAAUCAUGUUUGGCGUUAACGUCAGCGAAUUUUGUGGCUGGAUUGCGCACACUACCGGAAAGAAGAUUUGUAUU